This is a messenger RNA of Lecanosticta acicola, 374 nucleotides long. NCBI's taxonomy places the organism in Eukaryota, Fungi, Ascomycota, Dothideomycetes, Mycosphaerellales, Mycosphaerellaceae. The record is from the annotation of a GenBank genome assembly.
AUGUCCGCUCGAACAGACGCAGAAGCAGAGCAGAAUCAGCUCUCCAGUGGGAUCACGCCCGAUACCCUCGAAACGACACUACGCGACAAAUUGGAAGCGAGCCACGUCGACAUCGCAGAUCUGUCAGGUACGAUCUGAUAAAGCUACCACCUCCCGUCGAUUCCAUGCACUGACAUAUCUUGUCUGUUCUUUCAGGGGGUUGCGGCCAAAUGUUCGAAGCCAUCAUCGUGUCUCCACAAUUCGCGAAAAAGACGACGCUGGCAAGACAUCGGUUGGUGAAUAAUACUUUGAAAGAGGAGAUCGCCGCGAUACAUGCUUGGACACCCAAGUGCUUUACGCCUGAAGAGUGGGAGAAGAAGAAAGGCGGUAGUUGA